Coregonus clupeaformis (lake whitefish) is the source of this 2195-nucleotide messenger RNA. RefSeq names its product N-glycanase 1 (gene ngly1). Gene Ontology annotation, molecular function: peptide-N4-(N-acetyl-beta-glucosaminyl)asparagine amidase activity. Lineage: Eukaryota; Metazoa; Chordata; Actinopteri; Salmoniformes; Salmonidae. Gene Ontology annotation, biological process: glycoprotein catabolic process; protein quality control for misfolded or incompletely synthesized proteins; protein deglycosylation. Gene Ontology annotation, cellular component: cytoplasm; cytosol; nucleus. The transcript is spliced from 12 exons. The record is from RefSeq and is a predicted model, not a curated record. The coding region runs from base 63 to 1991 and encodes 642 amino acids.
UCAUCGCUACCUACCUCAGUGAGUAAAAUACGUCCAGGGAAGGAGGUUGUAGCAGAGAAAACAUGGCUGCGUCUCAAGGAUUCUCAACAUUAUGCGAAAAUUCGAAUGAAGUGUUUCUAGACGUCGCGAAAUUGUUGAUCACCUAUGCCGACAACAUUCUUAGGAAUCCCAAUGAAGGCAAAUACAGGUCUAUUCGAAUAGGGAACCCUACAUUUUCCACCAAACUCCUGCCUAUCAGAGGGGCAGUGGAGUGCCUCUUUGAGAUGGGCUUUGAGGAGGCUGAAACUCACCUGGUGUUCCCCAAGUCUGCCUCUGUGGACCAACUGAGGAGAAUCCGGGAGUCCAUCGCUGCAGAAAGGGAUCAGAGACUGGGUGUGGGGCAGACCCAACAGUCUCCUGUGACAGCGAGUGCCCCAGCCCUAACCUCAGCCCCAGCCCAUGGUCCACCUGUUACUGCCAGCCUGCCAGCUAGACAAACCCCUGCACAAGCACCUUCCUUGGAAAGCAGUAUGAUCUUCCUGACCACCCUUCAGUCUAACUUCCAGCAUGUGAUGGAGUAUGAGAACUCAGAGCUACAGCAGAAAGCUCUAGACGUUAUACCACACCAGCAGCUGACCACUGCAGUCAAGGAGAAACUACAGCAGGGCAAGCAGGCUGAUCCAGAUUGCAACCUGAGUGAAGAGGACCUACUGGUGCUGGCGCUGCUCCGCUGGUUUAAAGAGGAGUUCUUCUCCUGGGUGGACUGCCUGCCUUGCAGCCACUGUGGGGGUCCAACCCAGUCCUCAGGCCCACUGGCCCCAUCUACAGAGGACCUUCGCUGGGGAGCCCAGAGGGUAGAGAACCAUCACUGUCAGGCCUGUAACCACUCUACCAGGUUCCCCAGGUACAACAACCCUGAGAAGCUGCUGGAGACCAGGAGAGGGCGCUGUGGGGAGUGGGCCAACUGUUUCACCCUGUGCUGCAGAGCCCUGGGCCUGGAGGCCAGGUAUAUCUGGGACAGCACAGACCACGUGUGGACAGAGGUGUACUCUGCCUCUCAGCACCGCUGGCUGCACUGUGACUCCUGUGAGAACGCCUGUGACAAACCUUUGCUCUAUGAGAUCGGCUGGGGCAAGAAACUAGCCUACGUUCUGGCUUUCUCCAAGGACCAGGUGGUGGAUGUGACCUGGAGGUAUUCCUGUAAGCACCCAGAGGUCCUGUCCAGACGGACCAAGGUCCAGGAGCCCUGGCUGCUACACACCAUCAACGGGCUCAAUGCUGUGAGGCAGCAGUCCCUGAGCUCUGAGAGGAAGAAGGAGCUGUUAGAGAUGCUUCUAGUGGAGCUGGUGGAGUUUAUAUCUCCUAAGACACCCAAACAGGGUGAUCUGGGGGGACGCAACUCUGGCUCCCUUGCCUGGAAGGCUGCCCGUGGGGAGACAGGACUAGGGACUACCCCAUCAGCUGCUGCAGCAGAGUUUGUGUUUGUUCCGACUGAGAAGGAGAAAAGUGGGAGAGUAUUCCAUCUGCGGUACAACUCCACCAAGGAUCACUACUGCAGGGUGUCCAAUGACAGUGAGGACAUUCAGGGCUGGGACAAGACUGUGUGGAGGAAAGAGUCUGUCCUCAGGAAGCUGGAGAAUGACUGGCAGAUGGUGUAUCUAGCUCGUACAGAGGGCUCAUCGUCAGGGAACAUCAGUUGGAAGUUGGACUGUGCUCCUGUAAGAAUGAAGAUAAAGACUGUCUCAGUCAGAGCAUGCAGCCAGACCUUUCACUCUGGAACCGUCCGCUGGAGUCUGCAGUCUGGACAGAACACCACAGAGUUCUCAGGAGACGGGGAGAUGCAUUUGGUUGCGGGUCUUUCUGGAUCCUCUGAGUUGGUCGUGGAGGCGGAGCUAGCUGGAGGAGAGGGAGAGUCGUCAUGGCAACACUCCCAGCUGUUCCGGCGGAGUUUGAAUGAGCUUGAGGAAUCCUCGUUGGAAAUCCUCGUUGAGAUGGAAGAGGAGGACGCUUGAUGAUGGAGACACUGUGCAUUCGAUGGCGAUCGCGCUGAGCAAGGCGCUGCUAUGUUGGUUCGCUAAUCUUCAUCACGUAAUGAGUAGUUAUUUUGGGAUGCAACAUGAUGUAUAGAUCAGUGAUUCUGCUCAGUGCCUUGCUCAAGAUCAGGGGUGUCAAUCUCAUUCCAUGGAGGGCCAAGUGUCUGCUGGUUUUUGUUUUUG